This is a messenger RNA of Penicillium longicatenatum, 546 nucleotides long. RefSeq lists its product as uncharacterized. The coding region runs from base 1 to 546 and encodes 181 amino acids. The record is from RefSeq and is a predicted model, not a curated record. The transcript is spliced from 3 exons. Lineage: Eukaryota; Fungi; Ascomycota; Eurotiomycetes; Eurotiales; Aspergillaceae.
AUGAAGGAUGAAUGGCUGGGCGCUCCGGAGCUUGGAGGCCGGGAUCAGGGCGAGGGCGAACCCGCUCCAUUCUUGAUUCGAGUGACAUGGCAGAUUGAGAAGAAGCCAGUUACCUUUGACAGAAAUUACGGCGAUGAAAGGCUCUUGAAGCUUGUGCAGAUGAAGAUCCCCCCUCCACUGGACUGGUGGAUGAACCCAGACCAGCUCGGAAACGAGACUGACUGGGCCUCGCAAGGAAAGCUUGGACACAUAAUCGACGUUUUCAACGAAGUUGGGAAAUGUGUACCCGUUAUGUGCCACCUAAAUGGUGAAGUGAUAUUCACGGCCGGCGGGAAGUUCUACGAAUUCAUCUACAUUUCCUGCGACCUUUGUCGGAUUACUUUCCUGAUUACCCUGGAGGAAAUCAUCGCUGUGAUGAAGGACCUGGGAUAUACGGCCGUGAAGUUCAAUGCCUGCCACGGUCUGGCAACGGUACUGUUCCGACCUAAUUUGAACAAGACGAAAACCCAGAGAUGGCUGAAGUCCCUGAACGGCGAUCGUAUCUAG